Messenger RNA from Calidris pugnax (ruff), 2986 nucleotides. RefSeq names its product MAP/microtubule affinity-regulating kinase 1 (gene MARK1). Gene Ontology annotation, cellular component: cytoplasm. Bases 12 to 2366 code for a protein of 784 amino acids. Gene Ontology annotation, biological process: intracellular signal transduction; protein phosphorylation; microtubule cytoskeleton organization. Lineage: Eukaryota; Metazoa; Chordata; Aves; Charadriiformes; Scolopacidae. The transcript has 18 exons. Gene Ontology annotation, molecular function: protein serine/threonine kinase activity; tau-protein kinase activity; ATP binding. The record is from RefSeq and is a predicted model, not a curated record.
GCGGCUUCUCGAUGGGGUUUCAGCUCCAGCACACCUCUGUGGAUGGCUACACGGAACCACACGUCCAGCCCAUCAAGUCCAGCAGCAGACAAAACAUCCCCCGGUGCAGAAACUCCAUCACCUCUACCAAUGAGGAGCACCCUCACAUUGGAAAUUAUCGCUUACUGAAAACAAUAGGAAAAGGAAAUUUUGCCAAAGUGAAGCUGGCAAGGCAUGUGCUUACUGGAAGAGAGGUUGCUGUGAAAAUAAUAGAUAAAACCCAGCUAAAUCCUACUAGUCUGCAAAAGUUGUUUCGAGAAGUACGAAUAAUGAAGAUACUGAAUCAUCCCAAUAUUGUAAAAUUAUUUGAAGUUAUUGAAACUGAAAAGACGUUGUAUUUGGUAAUGGAAUAUGCCAGUGGGGGAGAAGUGUUUGACUACCUGGUUGCACAUGGAAGAAUGAAAGAGAAAGAGGCUCGUGCAAAAUUCAGGCAGAUUGUGUCUGCUGUGCAGUACUGUCAUCAGAAGUGCAUAGUUCAUCGUGAUCUUAAGGCAGAAAACCUUCUACUUGAUGCAGACAUGAACAUCAAAAUAGCGGACUUUGGUUUUAGUAAUGAAUUUACAGUCGGUAAUAAACUGGACACGUUUUGUGGAAGCCCGCCUUAUGCUGCUCCUGAACUAUUCCAAGGGAAGAAAUACGAUGGCCCUGAGGUGGAUGUGUGGAGCCUGGGGGUGAUUCUGUACACACUGGUGAGCGGGUCGUUGCCGUUUGAUGGUCAGAAUCUAAAGGAACUGCGGGAGAGAGUGCUGAGGGGGAAGUACCGCAUUCCGUUCUACAUGUCCACAGACUGUGAAAAUCUACUGAAGAAGCUACUAGUACUGAACCCAAUAAAACGAGGCAGCUUGGAACAAAUUAUGAAGGAUCGGUGGAUGAAUGUUGGCCAUGAAGAAGAAGAACUAAAGCCAUAUACUGAGCCUGAACCAGACUUUAAUGACACCAAGAGAAUAGACAUUAUGGUCACAAUGGGCUUUUCAAGAGAAGAAAUCCAUGAAUCUUUAGUAAACCAAAAGUAUGAUGAAGUCAUGGCAACUUAUCUGCUUCUUGGUAGAAAACCACCUGAGUUUGAAGGAGGCGAGUCCUUGUCCGGCAGCAACUUGGGCCAGAGGUCCCGUCCGAGCAGCGACCUCAACAACAGCUCCGUGCAGUCCCCCGCGCACCUGAAGGUCCAGCGGAGCGUCUCCACCAACCAGAAGCAGCGGCGGUUCAGCGAUCAUGUUGGUCCCUCCAUUCCUCCUGCUGUGUCGUACACGAAGAGGGCCCAGGCGAACAGCGUGGAGAGCGAACAGAAGGACGACUGGGACAAGGACGUCUCACGCAAACUUGGCAGCACCACGGUGGGGUCCCGAGGAGAGAUGGCUGCCAGUCCCCUCGUGGGUCCUGAGAGAAAGAAAUCAACUACAGUUGCCAGUAAUAAUGUAUUUUCUGGUAGUGGAAUGACCAGGAGGAACACAUACGUUUGUGAACGCUCUUCGGAUCGCUAUUCUGCAAUUCAGAAUGGGAAGGACAACAGCCUGACGGAGAUGUCUGCCAGCAGCACCUCCUCUGCGGGCUCCGCGGCCACUCCCGCCAUCUCCACGCGGCCGCGCCACCAGAAGUCCAUGUCUGCCUCCGGCCACCCCAUCAAAGUGACGCUGCCGACCAUCAAGGAUGGCACUGAAGGUUACCGGCCCAGCAGCGCCUCUCAGAGGGUGCCCGCUGCCUCCCCGUCCGCUCACAGCAUCAGCACGAGCACCCCCGACCGGACCCGCUUCCCCCGGGGCAGCUCCAGCCGCAGCACCUUCCACGGGGAGCAGCUGCGGGAGCGGCGCAACGCCACCUACAACGGGCCCCCCGCCUCCCCCUCCCACGACACCGGGGCCUUCGCUCACACCCGGAGAGGGACCUCCACCGGCAUCAUAAGCAAGAUCACUUCCAAGUUUGUUCGCAGGGAUCCAAGUGAAGGCGAAGCCAGUGGCAGAACUGACACCUCAAGGAGCGCUUCUGGGGAGCCCAAGGACCGAGAGAAGGAGGAUGGCAAGGAUUCGAAGCCACGCUCCUUGCGGUUCACGUGGAGUAUGAAGACCACUAGUUCUAUGGACCCGAAUGAUAUGAUGAGAGAGAUUCGGAAGGUGUUAGAUGCGAAUAACUGUGAUUAUGAACAAAAGGAGAGGUUUUUGCUCUUCUGCGUUCACGGCGAUGCGCGACAGGACAGCCUCGUCCAGUGGGAGAUGGAGGUCUGCAAACUGCCGCGGUUGUCGCUCAACGGGGUUCGCUUCAAGAGAAUAUCCGGGACUUCUAUCGCCUUUAAGAACAUUGCAUCCAAGAUAGCGAACGAGCUGAAGCUGUAAAGAGAACCUUCGUCUUCUGGGAUCAGGGAAGAUUCAAACACGAUCUACACGUUGAAUGUACUGGUUACGCCUCGUGAUUGGCCUGUGAAACUCCCCAUGUAGAAACAGCCCUUAUUGCAAUAAGGUUAUACAUAGUUAUUCAGAAUUGUAAAGUUAAAUCCAGUAUGACCUAUAUUAAAUAACUGUAGCUAAAGAAGUUAUGUUCACAUGUACAGGUAAGUAUAUAGAGCAUUCUGUUCAUUUUAUGUUCAUAGAGUUGUAUAAUAAAGAGAUGACUGCUUAAAUUCAGAUCUUGUAUAGUUGUCUAGAUUUCUGCACAGAAAUGUAUGUUUGAUGCUUUGAGUUGGAAAAGUUCUUCCCUAUCAUUUACAUUUUUGGUGUUUUUUAUAAGUCUUACCUCUAUCAUGCGUUUUUUAAAAAACUUGUGUCCUGAGUCAAAUGCACAAAACUAGUUCUCACGACUGUAGCAUGACCAUUUUAAUUAUUUAAAAAUUGUUCAUGAUUUGAACGAGAAGUCGAUGAAUAAUCGGCUUUUCUUCUACUCGAGACUGUUCCUGCUUAUCUUUGGCUCUUAUCCUUGUUAUUGGACAGUGUUUAGUUGAGAGAAGAAGAAAAACAAA